UAUAUACCCGGGUCAAGUUGGUGAGGCACAUGGAACCCAAUGAUUGGAUGAUCGUCAUUGCGCUGGUGAGUUCACGAUCCGCGGAGUGAAUCCCCAAACCGAUCGACGAUAUUAAUUGAGAUAGAUCAACUCGUUCGUUUUCAUGGGCUUCUAUGUUGUCGAAGUUGUCAACGGAAUGGGAAUGCAUAUAGCUGAUAUCCCCCCCGAGAUCCUCAUGGCUCAGAUGAAGGCUUUCUGGAUCACCAUACCCUUCUAUAAUGCCACCGUGCUAUGCGCAAAAGCCUCCAUCCUAAUGCAAUACUUCCACCUCUUCACAUCAAAAAAAUACAUGCGUGUCGUAUGCUGGACAAUGAUCACAAUGCUGGGCAUAUAUGGGACAUGGUGUGUCCUGAGCGCCUUUCUCAACUGUCUUCCCGUCGCCAAGUUCUGGGAUCCUUCGAUUGAAGGAUUCUGCCUGAGCAGUAAAGGACUGUGGUUCUCCAACGCAGCCAUGCAUAUCAGCACUGAUAUUGCCAUUCUUGUCAUCCCCGUCCCGGCUUUGGCGACACUUGCUCUUCCCAGGAAGCAAAGGUUUGUCCUCAUUACCAUCUUUGCUCUGGGUGGCUUUGUAUGCGUGACCAGCAUUUGCCGCUUGGUCGCUCUGAAAAAGAUUUCCGAAUCGGCCGAUCCAACCUACGACAACGUCGGCGCCGCAUCCUGGUCCGCUGUUGAGUGCAACGUCGGAAUCAUCUGCGCCUGUCUACCUACUCUCCGUCCUCUUGUGUCCAGUAUCAUGCCGCACCUUCUCUCCACCUUCGGUAGCGGAAGCAACACUUACGGCAACUCUCCCAAGUUUCACGGACGUGCACCGACGUACUGGACCGGCACUGGUGUAUCCAGAACAAUAACACACCACGAAGAUCCCGAAUAUGGCGACGCGGAGCGAAAACUGAAUUUCAUGCCUGGCAGUGAAAACGCCACGGCCAUGUCGAGGGACUUCCAAAAGAGCUACCAGGCAACCAUCACCACAGAAUGUAAAAGUGAUAACUCACGAUAGUGUCAGUGUGCUGCUGGCAGCCUUAUUAUACAGUGGAAGAGAGUACACAGAUCACACUGUUCCAUCAUUAGUAGAUUCUUGUUUAUUUCUUACCCCUUUUCGUUAUUAUAUGUAAAACAUAACGAUGUCAUAUUUUGAUACCACGGAGGAUAUCUGGAAUGCGCGCCGGUUUGGGUGUACUGUAUGUUAGAAACACAACCAAAUGAACCAAAAAAAUAAAAAAUAAAAAAAGUC
This is a messenger RNA of Aspergillus wentii DTO 134E9, 1270 nucleotides long. RefSeq lists its product as uncharacterized. The coding region runs from base 143 to 1036 and encodes 297 amino acids. Lineage: Eukaryota; Fungi; Ascomycota; Eurotiomycetes; Eurotiales; Aspergillaceae. The transcript has 5 exons. The record is from RefSeq and is a predicted model, not a curated record.